Molecule: messenger RNA, 1626 nt
Organism: Trametes versicolor FP-101664 SS1
Lineage: Eukaryota; Fungi; Basidiomycota; Agaricomycetes; Polyporales; Polyporaceae
Product: Rft-1-domain-containing protein
Exons: 3
Coding region: 1-1626 (541 amino acids)
Biological process (GO): glycolipid translocation; dolichol-linked oligosaccharide biosynthetic process
Cellular component (GO): endoplasmic reticulum membrane
Source: RefSeq, a predicted model, not a curated record
AUGGCCACUUCUAAAUCCUCCCUACUCUCGGCCACCCUUGCGUCUGGAUCGAGUCUAGUUCUACUGCAGCUAUUCUCCCGGAUCAUCACUUUUGUCCUGAAUCAAGCUCUCGUUAGGCUCGUUUCUCCUCAAGUCUUCGGCACUACGUCUAUCCAAUUUGAGCUUCUACUCUCCACCAUCCUGUUCCUAUCUCGCGAGGGCGUUCGGAAUGCUCUACUCCGCGCACAAACGAACACCCAACAUUCACCAGAUGAAGCUACAGCAAGGCGUCUCAUCACCAACGUCUCCCUACUCCCAGUCUUGCUUGGCGUACCUACUGCGGCCUUCUCCGCGUUCGCAUACCUGGUCAUGAGCUCUUCGAUAACUUCCUCGCAGCCCCAUUUCCGCACCAGCGUCGUUCUCUAUGCUCUCGCUGCCUUUUCCGAACUGCUAUCUGAGCCCAUGUACAUUCGCACCCAGAACGAACUCAGAUUUCAAGUGCGGGUACGAGCAGAAGGGACAGCCGUGGUACUGAAGACCGUCACCACCUUUCUGGUCCUAGUUCGCGCCCCCGAGGAUUGGGCCUUGGUCGCAUUUGCGCUCGGGCAGACUGCGUACGGUCUGACCAUGCUCCUCUCCUUUACGGUAGCCUGUCGUGACAACCUUGACUUUCGUCCGAAACGAGUCACCGUUACGAAGGCGGAUCGUACGGAUUCCCUAUUCUUCGAGCCUGCUCUCUUCAGACUUUCUGUCGCCAUGACUGGACAGUCGGUUGUCAAGCAUUUCCUGACCGAGGGCGACAAAUUCUUGGUCUCCCGACUAAGUCCUUUGGCUGACCAAGGAGGAUACGCCGUCGCAGCUAAUUACGGCUCGCUCAUCGCCCGGAUUGUGUUCCAACCAAUCGAAGAGACCGCACGCGUCUUCUUCUCGAAAACGCUGCCUUCUCCAUCCUCCGACUCGAAGGCCAAGGAGCAGAAGGACGCUCUACGCACGGCGGCCACCGUCCUGCUCACCCUCCUCCUCGCUUUCACCCACCUCCUCCUUCUCGCAGUCACAUUCGGCCCCCCAUACCUCUCCCUCGCCAUCUCUCUCGUCCUCCCGCGCAAGUAUCUCGCGACCUCCGCCCCCGCGAUCCUCCACGUCUACGUGUACUACAUCCCGAUGAUGGCCUUUAAUGGCGUCCUCGAGGCCUUCUUCGCCUCCGCCGCCUCUCCCGCCGACCUUCGCGCGCAGAGCCGCUGGAUGCUCGUUUUCUCGGGGGUGUUCAUCGCGGCCGCCGUCGGCCUCGCGCGCGGCCUGGGCAUGGGCGACGCGGGCCUCGUAUGGGCUAACGUCGCCAAUCUGACGCUCCGGGCCGCAUACGCGUGGGCCUUCGUGCGCAGGUUCUUCCGCGAGCGCGGGGCGGCGGAUGCGGUGGGGUGGAGGCGUGCGGUUCCCCCGAUGCCGGUCUUGGCGGUGUUUGCGGGUGCGGGCGCGCUGGUCCGAGGGAGCAGCGCGGCGUACGCUCACGUCCCGCUCAACUUGAUCGCGCAGAAAGGUCACUUAGCGACGGGUGUUGCUUGUAUAUUGGGCUGCUUGCUGACGUGCGUUGUGUUUGAGAGGAAAACGGUCAUGCAACUAGUCGCGUCGUUGCGGAACGCUCGGUAA